AUGGUCAUGCCCAUAGCCAAUACAGGAAUUCAGACUGCGAAGUAUUGCAAUGUGGCCGGUCUAGGAGUUUUGAUUUUUGACUAUUUCUUAACGCUCGAACCUGAGUGUUGCAAGGUUCGAUGGACAUGGAAUGGUCGCUGGAACAUCACUCGUGUUCUUUUCAUAAUUUCACGCUACAUGGCCUUUGUAGCAGCUGGUAUGACUUCAUACGCUGCCAUUGCUACACGAGCGAAUGAGGACGUCACAAUUCACAUUAUCACUAUUGUGGCUGCUGAAGGUCUUUUGAUCAUUCGUACAUAUGUAUUCUGGAAACAGAGCAAAAAGCUCUUGGUAGUGUUACUAGUCUUGGCAGCAAUUUCCAUUGCGUGUGCUGUCAGUAUCGCGGAGGUUGUCAAUAAUGUAGUGGCGCCUGCGGACCCUUCAGACGGCAACCUUGGUUUUAAAGCUCCCCACACAAGUAACUGCACUUUUCAAGCAGGUCGCAGCAGUGCCAUUCAAUACGGCUUUCUUGUAGCCUACGAACUGUGUAAGGAUAUCUCGUCUCCGUCCCAUCUCAGCUCAAUCCUAUCUACAGUGCUGAUGUCUUUAAUGAUGUUCAAGAGAUAUCAAGACUACAGAGAUUCCGACAGUCGUCUAGUGAGAGCUGUCUUCCAGGGCGGAAUGCGUAUGUCCCGUGUUGAAGCGCUCGUGCCAGUUGUUUCUGUGGUCAAUAUAGUGAUCAUGUCCGUGGUUCCAGCAUCAUAUGAUAUGAUGAUGGACGUGCCACAGCUUGUCCUGCACAGUAUGUUGGCAUCCCGUGUGCUCUUUGUUCUGCGUGAAAGUGACCAGGAUGAAUCGGAUGGGGGGACAUUACAGAUGUCGACAUUUCGUCCAGCUCAGCGCAACCAAUACACUUCAUUUGAUUGA
Suillus subaureus is the source of this 906-nucleotide messenger RNA. RefSeq lists its product as uncharacterized. NCBI's taxonomy places the organism in Eukaryota, Fungi, Basidiomycota, Agaricomycetes, Boletales, Suillaceae. The transcript has 13 exons. The record is from RefSeq and is a predicted model, not a curated record. The coding region runs from base 1 to 906 and encodes 301 amino acids.